CUGUCAGACCUGUAAUGCCCCAGACGGGACCAGGUGCAUCGAACGGCGCGUAUGUCACUCGACCUCAGAGAAGGCAAAGGAUGUGUUUGAAGAACGGCAAUCCCUGUGAACCAUGCAGGAUGACGGCCAAAGACCAGGAGACAGAGGAGGCCCACCUGUCCAACACCAUCGAUGUACCGACUCAAGUGGAGAGCGCGUGCCAGCCUGACCCCGACAUUCCUCCCACCGGAGUCCCGAAGGAGAGGGGUCGGAACUGGGGCUGGAUUCUGUCCGGCAUCAUUUGCAUGAACGUUUUGAUCCUGGGCUGCGUCUUGGUCAGCGGCACUGCCAACAAAGAGGUGAAACUCGUCAGCACCGACCUGCAGAUCUUCCUCAUAGUCCUCCUCCUCCUCACCUCCAUCUGGAUGGUUUAUUAUCUCAGCUACACGGUCAGGAAAGAAAAUGCUGUUGACUACAAGGAUGGCCGUGCUGGACCUAUAUGGCUCCGGGGAGGACUUGUGCUGUUCGGAUUGCUCAGCAUCCUCAUGGAUAUUUUCAAGAUAGCCAGCUACGCGGGAUACCUCCAGUGCGAUUCAGCCGUUAAGGUGGCCUUUCCUGCGGUGCAACUCGUCUUCGUACUCGUGCAGACAUACUUUUUGUGGAUGCACGCCAAGGACUGUGUGCAGCAACAACGGAACUUUACACGCUGCGGGCUGAUGCUCACCCUCUCAACAAACCUCGUUAUGUGGAUGACUGCAGUGACUGAGGAGUCAAAUCACCACGACAUAGAACCCGAAGGUCAAAGCAACAUCACUGAAAUCUCAGGGCGAAGCGUGUACAUCAAUAAAGCGGCCUAUGGAGAGGAAGCGUGCAUGUGCAGCUACACUUCAUGUAGCGUCUUCAAGGAGGCCUACUACUACUUGUACCCCUUCAACAUAGAGUACAGUCUCUUUGCCUCAGCCAUGGCAUACAUCAUGUGGAAAAAUGUGGGCAGAGUGACGGAAGAACAUGAGCCCCACAUCAAAUUUCAUUUGAAGAAUAUAUUAAUCGGUCCUCUGGCAGGAGUUCUUCUCGUGGUGGCGGGUCUGGCAACCUUCGUCUUGUAUGAGAUGGCAAUGGUUAACGGAGGUGGUAAUGCUGAGCAAAGAGACAAAGUAUUGUUAAUGUACUUUGUCAUGAAUAUUGUGAUUGCAACCCUGAUGUCGGUCUCCACUGUGAUCGGCUGCGCCAUCUACAAGGUGGACCACAGGGAGCACGUAUCAGAGAAGAACCCCACACGGAGCCUGGAUGUGGGGCUGCUGAUUGGAACCUCGCUGGGGCAGUUCACCAUAUGCUACUUCACCAUCGUAGCGAUGGUUGCAACUGGAGCCAUGGGCUACCUGAACAGGCUCAACCUGGCCUUGGCUGUCCUGAUGGUGAUCCAAAUCGGCCUGCAAAACCUUUUCAUCAUCAAAGGGUUACACCGGGAGCCCUUCCACAAGGUGUACGCGGCCACCGUGGUUCAAAAUCCGUACGUGCUGCAGCCGGGCAAAGAGUCGAGCAACUUUGAUGGAUCCGACAGGGACGCGAAGCCCAGUCCGGCCGUCGCGGCACACGGUCUGCACGGACACUCGACCGAGCACAACCCCAAACUGUUGUGGAAGAGAUGGAUUUUGAAGGAGGUCUCUGCGUUUCUGCUGCUGGGCAACAUAAUACUGUGGAUCAUGCCGGCAUUCGGUGCUCGUCCCCAGUUUGACCUCGACACUGAAAUGGAAUUCUUCACAUUAAGCAUGUGGGCUUCUGUUGUAAAUAUCGGACUUCCCUUCGGCAUUUUCUACCGCAUGCAUUCAGUCGCCAGUCUGUUUGAGGUUUUUCAGUCCUCAUAACGCUGCAGGAGCGUACAACAAUCCACUGUUUUGACAAUAUAAAGUUGUUUUGUAUAAACUG
Messenger RNA from Pungitius pungitius (ninespine stickleback), 1905 nucleotides. Its product is annotated as proton channel OTOP2-like. Gene Ontology annotation, cellular component: membrane. Gene Ontology annotation, biological process: proton transmembrane transport. The record is from RefSeq and is a predicted model, not a curated record. Gene Ontology annotation, molecular function: proton channel activity. The transcript is spliced from 6 exons. Lineage: Eukaryota; Metazoa; Chordata; Actinopteri; Perciformes; Gasterosteidae. Bases 15 to 1844 code for a protein of 609 amino acids.